AUGGACUACUCGCCCUCCUCUCCCUCUCCCAGCGAUGACAAGCGUCUGGUCAACACAUAUGACUAUACCAUCGACCCGACCGACGCCCACAUCGCCCAGUUCGUCGACACCACCCCCGCCACCAGGCGCCAAGUGGCUCGUUUUCAGAUCCACAACAACGAGACCACCACGGGCGUCGUGGGCCUAUACGCGGCCAAGGGCGUCAAGGCUACCAGCACCGACUUGCGGUACCAGAAGAACCUCCUCUACCUGCGCAACAGUUGGCCCCAAGGCGUGUGGUAUCCCCAAGGCUACCUCUCCAACGCCGAGACCCCCAACCGCGACCUGGUUUCCGGCAUGAACAACUCCCAAGAGAGCCAGGGCUGGCUGAUACGGGCCAUCAACGCAUCGAAAGGCCAGGUGUUUGGCGCCAAGAUCCCGAGCCAGGCCCUCAAGCUGCUCCGAGCCCACCAUCAAGAAGGCAAGGAGAAGAAGCCCAAGCCCGAGCCCAAGCCGUCCGACGACAGCGACACCGAGCUCGCCCGCGCCGACGCCAAGGCCGAGCCUGACGCCGCCCCGCCUGCCCUCUCUAUAGAGAGAGACUUGUCUCCCGUCGCCGUCAAGGAAGCGCCACGCUCGCCUGCGCCCGCACCACCCCCCCUGUCCAUGGAGGGAUACCCCGGCUUCUCCCCCGUCCAUCUGGGAGACGCGGCGCCACCAAAGCCGCAGAUCUCGCACUCGCCCCCACCGCAGGUGGACGACGGCAACGAGUCAGAAUGCUCCGUCGACGGCGUCAUUUCCCACAUGCUGUCCCGACCGGGAAUGCCGGUGGCCCCAACGACAAGCAAGCACCGCGCCAUUGUCGCCGAGGCCGAGGCGCGCCAACGCAACAAGAACGCGCAAAAGGCGAAGCGUAAGGCGAGGGCGGCGGCCCGCAAGGAGGCGGCUGCGGCCGUGGACAAGGACAAGGUGGCGAGCAUAUACGCCGUGGAAGCGGCCAGGUCGGCGCGCAAGGUGGGGAGGGAGCGGCUCGCGGGGCUUUUGUCCGUGGCCAAGAGGAACGAGAUCGAGAAGGACAUGGCCAUCACGGUCAAGAAGAGGGUCAAGAAGAUUCUGUGA
This is a messenger RNA of Colletotrichum navitas, 1098 nucleotides long. RefSeq lists its product as uncharacterized. The record is from RefSeq and is a predicted model, not a curated record. Lineage: Eukaryota; Fungi; Ascomycota; Sordariomycetes; Glomerellales; Glomerellaceae. Bases 1 to 1098 code for a protein of 365 amino acids. The transcript is spliced from 3 exons.